Molecule: messenger RNA, 1169 nt
Organism: Hylaeus volcanicus
Lineage: Eukaryota; Metazoa; Arthropoda; Insecta; Hymenoptera; Colletidae
Gene: Rab23
Product: ras-related protein Rab-23
Exons: 6
Coding region: 173-1030 (285 amino acids)
Molecular function (GO): GTPase activity; GTP binding
Source: RefSeq, a predicted model, not a curated record
AGGAUUACAGGUGUUCAGGUUCGGUCGGCUAGUGGUGCUAGUGCUAGUGGCGCGUAGUCGCGUGUCCGGUGUGUACGUCGUUCUGUCGAUUGGAUAUUUAUCCGAUGUAAAUCGUGUAACGGAAAGAAACGCGCGAGUUUUAUUUGAAAGUUGUAAGAAUGUCGCGGUCCCGAUGUGUGGUGAUGUAUUCAAAAUAUCGCGAAAGGUGAUCGUUGUCGAAACGGUACAAUUUUCACACGAAAAAUCAACGGCAGACAUCGCGGGAUGUAUCGUAGCUGGAUAUUAUGCUAAUCACGUUACGGUCAGAAUGCGGGAGGAAGAACUCGAGAUAUCACUCAAGGUGGUGAUAGUGGGCAACGGGGCCGUAGGGAAGUCGUCGAUGAUCCAAAGGUUCUGCAAGGGCACCUACACGAGGGAUUACAAGAAAACGAUCGGUGUCGAUUUUUUGGAACGAGAGAUCGAGGUAGACGGUGAGGACGUAAGACUGAUGCUGUGGGAUACUGCCGGUCAGGAGGAAUUCGACGCAAUCACCGCGGCUUAUUAUCGCGGCGCCCAUGCCUGCGUCCUCGCUUAUUCAGCCACUGACAGAGAUUCCUUCGACGCCAUUCCUUCGUGGAAGCUGAAGGUGGAGAACGAGUGCGGUGAAAUUCCCACGGUGCUCGUGCAGAACAAGAUGGACCUGGUUGAUCAGUGCGUGAUUGAUCCGGACGAGGCCGAGAGGCUAGGCCGCGCGCUAGGCUGCAAGCUUCUAAGGACGUCCGUGAAAGAGGACGUCGGUGUCGUCGGCGUCUUCCGGCAUCUGGCGUCGCGAUGUCUUCACGAGAUGCGUCGCUGCGACGACGAUUAUCAGGACGACCUCAGAUUAUACUCCACCGGACCUAGAUCUCCUUCCGUGAUAAGUGCUUUUAGCCCGAACGGAUCCGCUUGUGGCCGGAGUACUGGGAAUGGUACCAUUGUUUUGCGGCCAGGGGCAAAGACAAAAAAUCACAAGAAACGAAAUUUCGUGAAAAAUGCUUGUAGGCUACUUUAGUCUUUACGUGGACGAAUACGUGGAGAGUUGUAACAAAUAUACUCUAACCGUGUACAGACUGAUAUUCAUAUUUAUGAAGAUAUAAUUAUCCUAAUAACGGUUGUUUCGGCAACUGUGUACGCUGGAUUGGUCUAACGAU